UCGUUAAAGUGGCGUCGCUCGGCCUGUCGGCGGUUAAAUGAUGCGGAUAUAUGUUAAAUGUUUUAUCUUCAAAUUUCAUACUGGAUAUGUGGGAAUGUGUCACGAUGCUUAUUCUACAAUACGAUUUCAAUCUUUCUGUAAAUAGCCGGAGGUUGUCUCGCGCAGCUUCUCUAGAAAUUGCGUAGUCUUGAAAUAAUAAUCAACUGUUCUGACCGAACCCUCUACCAUAACAACCAAUCAAUCUGGGUUACUAGGAUCCAGCAAGUAACGUCUGAGUCACAGUUUCUUGCCCUGCAGUGCAGUGCCCUCUAGGCGUGGUAUUAUUUCUGGAGAAACGAAAACGAAAACUAGCAAGCAUUUAUAAAGCCGCCCCCUUUGCUGGCGCAGUCACACACUCGUCUGGGAGAAGACACCUCGAUAGAACUGACUGGACCUUUCUACAAGUUCAAUGCUAAAGUAGGCUACUGUAACUUAUUGUCAAGGACAUUUCUGUAAAGGGCAACAUCCGUUUCGAGAGACGGGAAACUUCCUCGAACGCGGAAAUGAAGAAAUGAAGCGGUUCCUAAAGAGGGCGCACUUUUCCUUUGGCAGAAGUCAUUAAAAUAAUGCUGCGCACGGCUUCAAAUGACUGCAAAAAAUAACCUGUGUUACUAACCUGGAAAUCAACAACUGCCACAUGAAAGGCGAUGGAAAGACUGACUUUUAGUGCAGGCAGAAGAGGGCCUCAUAAUGAUAAUGAUACUGGCCAACAUGAAAACAGGCAUGGACAAAGAGGCCAAUCGGGACAAAGACGAGGAGGCUUGCUGGGAGAAAGAGCAAGAGAGCAAGACGUCAGAAGAAGAACACAAAGUCAAGGGAGUAGUCCAAGAGAUGCAGACAGACAGAGAGGAGGAAGAGGAAGAGGUGGAAAUACAGGUGGAGGUGCUGAAAGGCAGAGAUUCGAAGGAGGCAGAAAUGAACAUCUAGGUGGAGCUGAAAGACAAGGAAUGAGAGCAGGGGCAGCAGGAAUAGGUGUAAGGAGAGGAGGACAUGUUGGAGACAGAAAGGAAGGAAGGGGCGAAACAAGAGAUGGUGCAGGUCCAAGUCCUCGUAAACUUGGUUAUAAAACACUGGAAGAACUUUCCAAACAGGAGCCGUCUAUUGUGGCCAUUACACUCUCUUCAAACCCUGGCUUUCAAGUGCUGCUUGCUGAGACACCAAUGAGACCAGACCUCAUCCAGCUUGUCUGCCUGGUGCUAAGCAAAGCCUUUACUUCAAGGACAGAACGAGGCACCCGGCAGCACCUGGCUGACAUCAUAAAAGAGUCAAAGUUCUUAGGCACCACCUUGCUUCAUUAUGUAGGAGGCAUGAUGUCUGACUCCAACCCUACUCGUAGAUCACAAUACCCGCACCAUCUGGAAAAUAUCCUAGCCAUUCUCUCAGAGGUGGUAAGUAUCUUCCCUGCAAGUUCUGUCAGGACAGUGAAUAUGCUAGUGACGAUGGUCCAAGCCUCUGUCAACACCCUGAGGGCAUCGGGUGUAGACAUCCUGCCUAAAAUAGAGGAAAAAAUGGAAACUCUGAAGGGCCUAAUAGAACAUCUCCAGGAGAGAUCGAGAAAGGGUACCCUCCGUACGGAUAGGGACACGUAUGCUCUUCUAACUGAUGGUGAUGAUAACCAAGGUGAAGAACAGGAAGAUUUCAGGAAUAUACCUCUCUACCCAACUCCUGAGGAGUUCCAGCAGAACCACAGGCCAUUUCUCAGACCCAACCUCACUUCCCAAAGAUACACAAACACCCACCUUUACCUUGAUACACACUUCCGGCUGCUCAGAGAGGACUUUGUGCGACCACUCCGCGAGGGAAUUCAACAGUUGCUCCAGAACGAGAUGGACAGGGGAAGGAAUGAUAACCCAAUGAAGAUGAAGCGCUUUGAUGACAUUCGUGUGUAUUCUGACACACACUUGGUGGUGCCCAAGUGCACACAGACUGGUCUCGCCUACAUUGUCCAGUUUGAUGUUCAGCCACUUAAGUUUGUGCGCUGGCAGAACUCCAAGAGGCUGCUCUUUGGUUCCCUGGUCUGCCUGUCCUAUGAUAACUUUGAGAGCUUCUUGUUUGCCACAGUGUCUGAUCGAGAACCCAAAGACCUGGAGAAAGGGCUGGUCCAGAUUACCUUUACAGAGGAAAGCAGAAUCAAGUUGGCCAGAAUACAGACUGAUCAGUUUUUUCUGAUGGUUGAGACAACUGCGUACUUCGAGGCCUAUCGAUAUGUUCUGGAAGGCCUAAAGGAGCAGACUGAGGAAGAUUUGCCCUUUCAGAGAUACAUUGUGGAGUGUUCUACUGAUGUGCAACCACCAGCUUACCUAAGAAGAAAAGAUGUUUAUAACCUCUCACCUGUUGCCAAACCUGAACACAAAAACAGCAUCAGGCCAUUUAGCAGCCUGGACACAGAGGCCUGGCCUGACAUGGAAGAAUUGGGCCUGGAUGAGUCUCAACUGAAAGCCUUUCAGCUUGCCCUCACCAAGGAGCUGGCAAUCAUGCAAGGACCUCCUGGCACUGGAAAAACAUAUGUUGGCCUAAAGAUUGCUCAGGCUCUGUUGACCAAUCAGGAACUCUGGAACAACGGCGACCCGGCUCCAAUGCUAGUUGUGUGCUAUACUAACCACGCUCUGGAUCAGUUCCUUGAGGGCAUUCAUAAAUUUCUGAGCGACGGCAUCGUGAGAGUGGGAGGUCGCAGCAACAGUGAGAUCCUGAAAAAGUUUAAUCUGCGUGAGCUGACCCACUCACAGAACUUCAAACGUACGCUGCCACCACACCUUCGUACUGCAUAUAAUCAGAUCUACAGGCAGCUGUGUGAGGAGGAAAGGGGAAUCAAAAACCAGAGCAUGAAGCUUGAGUGUUCUCUUAAAGGGGUGAUGCGCGAAACCUUUCUUCAGAGGUUUAUUUCAGAUAUACACUGGGAAAGUCUCAUCUCCCCCCCUAUAGAGGACAGCUUUGAGACUGUGAAGGGAAAGAACACCAAUGUGAUGAUGGAGUGGUUGGGUUUGGGAUUGACUCACUUCCAGCAGAGGGAGCCAGAGACUGCAAAAGGAAACGACGCAGAAGAAGCAGUGGAGGAGGAAGAUGACCUCAUUGAAAUUGCAGAAGAGGCAGAGCUGAUCCAAGCAGAGCGGAUGAUUGACGACGGCUGGACAAUUGGUCCCAGAGCUGACAGAGAUGACAAGAAGAAAGGCAAAGUGGAUGAGAGUGUCAGGGAAGUGGAAGAACUGAUGCUGGCUAUGAACCUGGACAACAUUGAUGUACGGGUUCAGCAGAGUGAAGAAGCAUGGCAGAUGCAACGGGACCAGAGGAGAAAGAUGAAGAACAAAAUCAAAAAAGAGAUUGGGAAGAGUUCAGUUAUGACUGAGCAGGAGGAGAAUAAUAUUUUAAACAUUUGGAGUCUUAAUCUGGAAGACAGAUGGAGACUUUACCGGUUGUGGGUUACACGAUACAGAAUAGAGCUUCGUACCAAAGCCCUAGAGUCUGAGCAGGCGUACCAAAAUGCAGUGGACAGACUGGCUGAUGUCAAACGGCAGGAGAAUCUUCAUAUCCUCAAGAAAGCAACGGUUAUCGGCAUGACAACAACAGGGGCGGCUAAGUUCCGUAAAGCUCUGCAGGAAGUACGUCCAAGUCUUGUGAUUGUUGAAGAGGCUGCAGAGGUCCUGGAAGCGCACACCAUCACCACACUGAGCAAUGCCUGCCAACACCUCAUCCUCAUUGGCGAUCACCAGCAGCUGAGACCAAGUGCCACAGUGUAUGAUCUUGCUAAAAACUUCAGCCUGGAAAUGUCUAUGUUUGAGAGGCUGGUGAAAAUGGGACUGCCUUACGUGAGACUAAACUAUCAGCAUCGUAUGAGGCCGGAUAUUGCUCGUCUUCUGACCCCACACAUUUACUCAGAGUUGGAGAACCAUCCCUCUGUGUUUGAAUAUGAAAACAUCAAGGGCCUGAACACAAAUCUAUUCUUUUUGGAGCACAACCACCUAGAGGAAGAUAUCAAAGAUGGAAGAAGCCAUCAGAACAGUCAUGAGGCAAAAUUUGUCGUUGCUCUGUGCCGGUACCUCCUCCUCCAAGAGUACAAACCAGAACAAAUUACUGUACUUACGACCUACACUGGCCAGCUUCACUGUUUGCGCAAACUAAUGCCUGCCACUGACUUCUCAGGGGUCAGAGUACAUGUGGUGGACAAGUACCAGGGAGAAGAAAAUGACAUUAUUUUGUUGUCUCUUGUUCGUAGCAACCCACAAGGAAAAGUUGGCUUUUUAAACAUUCCCAAUCGUGUCUGUGUAGCUUUGUCACGCGCUAAGAAAGGCCUUUACUGUAUCGGCAACAGCGAGAUCCUAAGCAGAGUGGAACUGUGGAGCAAUAUCUUCCACACUUUGAGGGAGAAAGAGCAAGUUGGAAAAGCUCUGACGCUGUGCUGCCAGAAUCAUCCAAAUCGCCAAGUCAAGGCUUCAAACGCAGAGGAUUUCAAACAGGCACCUGAGGGGGGAUGCACCCAGCCUUGCCAGUUUCGCUUGGAUUGUGGCCAUGUUUGCCCAAGAGUCUGUCAUCCCUAUGACCCGAAGCACAAGGAGUUUAACUGUACCAAGAACUGUGAGAAGAUUUUAUGUAAUCAGGGGCACAGGUGCACACGUUUGUGCCAUCAAGUAUGUCCAAAGAAAUGUCCAGUGAAGGUUGAGAAGAUCAUACCUCAGUGUCAACACAAACAACAGGUUCCUUGCCACCAAGACCCAGUGACAUUUACAUGCCAGGACCCUUGCCUUAAGCUGCUUCCCUGUGGACAUGGCUGCGAUUCAGUCUGUGGGAGACCAUGCAGCACUAAGUGCAUAGUGACAGUCACUUUACGACUUAGUUGUGGACACAUCCAGCAAGGUGCUUGUUUUUACAAAACAGGCAAAGAGCAGCCUGAAUGUAGGGCACCAUGUAAGCACCAGUUAAAAUGUGGGCAUAACUGUUGCGGUACCUGUAGCAAGUGCUUCCAGAGGCGCUACCACACCCCCUGCGCUCGACGAUGUGAACGUCUUCUGAUCUGCUCUCACAAGUGUAUGGAACCUUGCACUCGUGAUUGCCCCUCUUGUGAGAGGCCCUGUGAAAACUGCUGUGUCCACAGUAAGUGUAUGAGGAAGUGUGGACAACCAUGCGCUCCCUGCAUUGAGCCCUGUGUCUGGAGAUGUCCUCACCAUAACUGCACGAAACUUUGCCAUGAGCCAUGCGAUCGUCCACCGUGCACUCAACAUUGUACAAAGACCCUGAAAUGUGGCCACCCAUGCAUUGGUCUUUGCGGAGACAAAUGUCCAAGCAAAUGUCGCUUCUGUGACCAUGAUGAUGUCUUAGAGAUUUUCUUUGGCACUGAAGAUGAACCUGAGGCUCAUUUUAUUCAGUUGGAAGACUGUGGACACAUCUUUGAAUCUACAGCUAUGGACCAAUGGAUGUCUAACGCCAACCAAGGACCUGAAGAAGAGCAGGUAGCAAUAAAUCUAAAAGAAUGUCCAAGGUGUAAAACUCCAAUACGUAAGAAUCUGCGCUACGGAUCACACAUCAACCGCAGUCUGGCUGAGAUAGAGAUGGUAAAGAAGAAGAUAAAUGGAAAGCAGUCAUAUAUUGAUGAAAAAAGAGGAACCCUUCAAAAUCAAUGGAUUGAAAAUCUUAUAUUUGGUGAAAUGUACGUUGGAAAAGAGUAUAUGGAGAUCCAAGAAAAACUUGAAAAAACUUAUCUGACAACAAAUGAUCUGUGGAUCAUGGAAAACAAGAUUGAUUUUCUGAUCAGAGUUGCAAAGCUUCUAAAAGUUCAAAAGGAAAAAAUGUUAUUCACAGAUGGCAACAUGUUUCGGCAGAGUGUCAAUCAGUUCAUGUCUUGGCUCAAUAACACAAACCAAAAGUUCACAGACCAACAAGUCUUUGAUUUGCAGAGAGAGCUACAGAGACUCAACUUACUGGCUGAACUCAAUGCCCGUUGUCACAUUGCAGACACAAAAGGCCAGAUGAGUAUAAUGCAGUCUGAAGUUCAAGAAAUCAGACAUGCCUUGGAGAUGCCUGGCCCGUUCACUGAGCUAGAUCAACUAAAUGUGAAAGAAGCCAUGAAGAGACUGGAUGAAAAGUUUCCAGUCACGGGCUUGGGGAUCAGUGAAGAAGAGAGAAAGAUGAUCGUCUCAGCAAUGAAAAUGCCACCGGGCCACUGGCAUAAAUGUCCCAAUGGCCAUGUCUAUGUUAUUACAGAGUGUGGAGGAGCUAAUCAGAGAUCCAAUUGUCCUGAUUGCAAAGCUUCUAUUGGUGGAGCAAACCAUAGACUGGACAGUGGCAACGAGGUUGCCACAGAAAUGGAUGGAGCCCGGUAUUCUGCUUGGUCUGAAGCUAAUAAUAUUGUGAACUUUGAUCCACAGAACAUCUAAAAAGCAAUGUUAGAAACACCAGAAAUUGUAUUUGCUCUUAAAACGUAAAACUCCAUGUAAUCACUUGUGCUGAAUACUGUGACCUUUGUUUAACAAGUGUUAGCCUUUAAAAUAGGUAUUCAUUAAUGCACAGUAUGGCAGUCUUCUUGCAUCAAAUUUACUUUUAAAACUCUUUAUUCAAUUUUUAAAUUUAGCUUUUUAUUGUGCUACCUGUUUUUACCUCUGCCAAAUAAAAUGUGCUCCUCCAAACUCACAAGAUGUGAUUUAGUUUUAAAAAGUUGCUCCUAUAUAAGUUGCUUAACAACAGAAGAAUGAAACAUUUAAUGCACGACUAUAAAGGAUAUUUUUUAGUAUGUCAGUAACACCUGCCCUGUACCCUAACAAUAGGUGGCAGCAGAAUACUGUAGAAUAAUAAAAUGUUUAUAGAAAUGAGUUGUAAGGCAUGUUUUACUUUUUUUUCAUAUCAAAUAAAAAAAAAAAAUUAAACCUAUAA
This is a messenger RNA of Girardinichthys multiradiatus, 6897 nucleotides long. RefSeq names its product zinc finger, NFX1-type containing 1 (gene znfx1). Gene Ontology annotation, molecular function: helicase activity; zinc ion binding. Gene Ontology annotation, biological process: regulatory ncRNA-mediated heterochromatin formation. The record is from RefSeq and is a predicted model, not a curated record. NCBI's taxonomy places the organism in Eukaryota, Metazoa, Chordata, Actinopteri, Cyprinodontiformes, Goodeidae. Gene Ontology annotation, cellular component: nucleus; nuclear RNA-directed RNA polymerase complex. The transcript has 20 exons. The coding region runs from base 687 to 6404 and encodes 1905 amino acids.